This is a messenger RNA of Rhipicephalus microplus (southern cattle tick), 6821 nucleotides long. RefSeq names its product ATP-binding cassette sub-family C member 9-like. Gene Ontology annotation, biological process: transmembrane transport. The record is from RefSeq and is a predicted model, not a curated record. Gene Ontology annotation, molecular function: ATP binding; ATP hydrolysis activity; ABC-type transporter activity. NCBI's taxonomy places the organism in Eukaryota, Metazoa, Arthropoda, Arachnida, Ixodida, Ixodidae. Gene Ontology annotation, cellular component: membrane.
UUCUCCUCUGUUCGGACCGACCUCGCCGUGCGCGGGAUGCGCUAUUCGAGGAGCACAACUCGCGAUGGAUCCUCACGUUCGCUAUGAUCGCCGUCCACUUGUUCGAACUGGCCGAUGGCGCUCUGAUCCUGCUGAGGCGCGAGCAGCCCAGGCGAAAACUUUCACCCCAUGCUGGCCGCCGGGACGUCCAUCGUGGCCGUCGUGUUGGGAAUUUAUUACUACCAUAAAGUUGAAAAGUACGGCAGGCCGAGGAGGCUCUCCGUGCUGCUGAUUUUCUGGCCGUGCGUCGUCGCGUUGAAGAUGUCAAAGCUAGUGAUCCUCUACGGAAAGGACCUUGGCAUCGAGCAUGCAACUCUGGAAGCCACCUGGUUUGGGUUGGUCUUCUACACUUGCAAUGUUCCUUGUCGAGCUGUCGACUUUCUUGCAGAAGUUCUGCUCAUCACAGGCAGUACCAGUGCAAAUCGGAGCUCCGAGGGGAAGCCAACGGAGACGACCAAGUCACCUACCGAUACAGCCGUGCAUCGCUGCUCUCCAAGUGCACAUUCUUUUGGCUGGUGCCUCUCCUGCGACAAGGCUACCGUCGUACCAUUAGAGCUGGCUGACCUUGGCUUCCUGCCAGAAAAACAUACGAAUGAAAACCAGUUUCAGCGAUUUAAUUAUGUUUAUUCAAAAGAGAAGGUCAAGGCAGAGGCAAAAGGCACGAUGGUGUCACUGUGGUGUUGCUACUUGAAGACAUAUUGGAGGACUGCAUUAGCAGGUGGUCUCAUAAAAGUGAUAGGGGAUGUCAUUGGCUUGGUAGGUCCCCUGUCCAUCAGCCUCAUACUGGAGUAUGUGGACGAUGUUACCACAAACAAAAGCUCCAAUUCGAGUGCGGACUUGUAUCCAACUGCAGGUGAAGUCCUGAGCAAUGGCUACAUCUUAUCUUUCAUUAUCCUCAUCGCUACCUUCAUGCAGAGCACAUUUUCAAACAACUUCAACCACAUGGCCAUCAUGGAAAGUGUUCACGUGCGGUCUGCACUCCAGAGUCUGGUAUACCUUAAGUCUUUGUCCCUUGCCAGUGACAUUGACGUGGGCAUGGCUGUGAAUCACAUGUCAGUUGACUCCUUCAAUGUGAUGCUGCUGUUCUCCAUGGGCCACUACAUCUGGGCUGUUCCUGUCAAGCUGACCAUCCUUCUGGUGCUUUUGUACAAGCAGUUGGGAUACAGUGCCCUCGUGGGCGCAGCGACUAUCUACGUACUUGCCCCACUGCAGUAUUGGAUCUGCACCAAGCUGUCCGAGCUGCAAAAAGAGUCUUUGUCAAUAUCUGACAAGAGAAUAAAACACACAAGCGAAUUACUUCAAGGAAUUAAGCUGCUGAAACUCCACGGCUGGGAGAGGGUGUACGCCAACAUGGUCAAGCAAAUACGAAGAGAGGAGCUUGCCGUUCUGAGGAAGGAUGCCAUAUUCGUUGCCCUUAAUACUUUUAUCACACAGGGCUCUGCCAUCUUGCUCACCCUUGUGACAUUCUCUCUCUACUCUGUAAUUGAAGGCAGGCCACUCACGCCCGCACAAGUAUUCUCUGGGCUUGCCCUGUUCAAUCAGCUCACCGUUCCACUGUACAUCAUUCCUGUUGUCAUCCCGAUUGUCAUCAAUGCUAUUGUGAGCACAAAAAGAUUGUCAGAAUUCCUUAGCCAGCCUGAAGUUGGCACUGAGGCCCCAUGGAGGAAGAAAGAUGAUACCCCUAAGGCUGUUGUCGAGUUCCACCCUGAGAGCGGCAGUGUGCUGCUCAACAUCAGAGACAGUGAACUGCUAGACAAGUUCCUAGCAUCCACGGGUGAUGACUCUGAUGUAUUCUUGUCGGAUGCCUACUCUCCCAUCGACAGCCCUGCUGUGAUUAACAUGAACCACGCUUACUUCACGUACGACAAUAACACCAAAAUUCCAAUCCUUCAGGAUGUGAAUAUUACAGUGCCCACCGGAAAGCUCACCAUAAUAAUAGGACCAGUGGGAAGUGGAAAGACAACUCUUCUAGCUGGAAUGUUGGGUGAACUGACGCCAUACAAAGGAAGUGUUCACUGGGCAAACACCACUUGCAUUGCUUAUGUGCCACAAAAACCAUGGCUGUUGAAUGCUACUUUGAGGAGAACAUUCCUCUUUGGACAACAGUAUGAUGGCCGGAGAUAUCAUCAGGUGAUUCAAGCAUGUGCACUGCAGCCAGACAUCGACCUGCUACCAGCACGCGACAUGACUGAAAUCGGCGAGCGUGGUUUCAACCUAAGUGGUGGGCAGCGUCAAAGGAUCGCCCUAGCUCGGGCAUUCUACUCACCAGCCAAAGCGGUUAUCUUGGAUGACCCACUGUCAGCACUUGAUACUCAUGUCGGCAUGCACGUGUUUGAACAAGGCAUCAGGAGUCUCCUGCUAAGGAGGCACCGGACUGUUGUCCUUGUUACUCACAAGCAGGACCUGCUAAUUCAUGCAUCAAAGGUGAUCAUCUUGGAAGGAGGCAAGAUCAGAUGCCAAGGCAACCUGGCUGAGAUUGAGAAGCUGGAACCAGACUUGGCAACCGUUCUGAGCUGCUCCACCAAGCGGGAGGUCCCAUCUAGCCGAGACAACACGACCAAAGAGCGCCACAAGCUGAUGCGCAUGAUCACUAAACAGUCCCUGUACCUGCCCAACUCUGGUUCUACACAGGACCUGCGACAACAGCCACGCCCUGUCACACUAAGUCGACAGCUGUCCCACGACCCUUCGAGCCCGCUUCCCCUCCACGACCUGAGUAACGACGACACCAGUGCAGCGCCGCGCAGUAGCUGCACUCCGAGGCCCACAUCGGUCGGCUUCCGUUUCAAGGCCAGCGUCUCGACAGACAGCAUGCACUCGGCCUCCACUGGAGUCUCAAACUCUUCUUCGCUCGUCCGUAAUCCAUGGAUGCGUAGCCCUCCGUCUCGCCUCAGCUCACGGGUCUCAAACACGGCAGAAAAUUUCAUCGAAGAAGAGGAAGAGUACGAGGAGAGUGAAGGAAAGAAAGAGGGGUUACUCGCCAACGGUACUGGCCAGUUAGGGGACGAUGGGAUAACGGGGCCUCUUCUUGGUGGGCCCGACUCGCUCGCUCUCGCUGAAGAGGCCCAGUGGAAGGUGAUUGAGGACGAGGACAGGGAACAGGGCAAGAUACCAUGCUCGGUGUACCUCGACUACAUGAGGUCGUGCCGGCUACUGCUGGUGGCGUUGGUGUGCGUUCUGUUUGCGGCAAACCAAGGGGCCAGGCUGGGAUCAGACUUCUGGCUCACUGGCUGGUCGGAAGCGUCCAGAGACAUCAACGUCACCGUCCCAGCCAGCAAGGAUGAGCUGGCGUGGAGCUACCUGAUGGGAUACCUGGGUCUCUCUGUGUUCUGCAUCGUUCUUUCUCUGGUGACAAACAUAUCUGCCCAGCUUGUGUCCUUGCGGUCGGUCAAGGUGUUCCACAACAACAUGAUUGACAACAUUGUCCAGUGUCCCAUGAGAUUUUUUGAUUCCAAUCCGAUUGGAAGGAUCAUAAACAGAUUCUCAAGUGAUAUGGGCGUCAUUGACAAGAAACUUCCCGUGACAAUACCUGUCCUGUUAAGGUUCUUGAUGCUCUGCCUCUCAGCUAUACUGGUUGACGUCUGUGUGACGCCAUACUUCUCAAUAGUGGUGGUGUUGGUCGUAGCUGUCUACUACUACAUUCAAUCCUUCUUCCGGCACUCUUCAAGAGAGCUACAGCGCCUUGACAGUAUUACAAAGAGCCCUGUUUUCUCACACUUCUCCGAAACUCUGUCCGGGCUGAGUACAAUAAGAGCAUACAGGGAAGAGGGUAGGUUUGUAGAAAGGAUGAAUGAACACAUCAAUGACAACAAUUUGGCCUUCAUCAUGGUCAACUGCGCCAACUGCUGGCUUGGGGUAUCACUGGACUAUCUUGGCGGCGUAAUCCUCUUCUUAGCAACUAUUUCCUCCCUCACUGCGGCCAUUAUGGGAACAACCAGUACAUCCUUCGUGGGCAUUGCCAUGACGUACACAUUGCUUGUGCCUAUCUAUUUAAAUUGGCUCGUGAGGCAAGUCUCUAAUGUGGAGAUGUACAUGAGCUCUGUUGAGCGUGUCAACAAAUACUGCCAUUUGCCCAUUGAGCAAGUGCCCUCACCCGUUGAAGUGCCCCUUGACUGGCCUAGCAAAGGGGAGGUGCGAUUCGAAAAAGUCACGAUGACUUACGAGGCAGGCCUCGACCCUAUUCUGCGUAACGUCUCAGUCACUUUUGCACCCGGUGAAAAGGUUGGCAUUUGUGGACGAACAGGCAGUGGCAAAUCAUCACUAGUUAUGGGCCUUUUCAAGAUGGUCCCCGUCUGUGAAGGGAAAAUUUUUGUGGAUGACAUAGACAUCUCUCUGGUACCUUGCGAUGUGCUGCGCUCUCGCCUUGCCAUUAUACCCCAGGAACCAAUUCUCUUUUCUGGAACAAUCAGGCAAAACUUAGACCCCAAGAGGGUUCACACAGAUGAAGAGCUUUGGAACGUACUGGAAAAAGCUCAUCUGAAGGAAAUCGUUGCUCUGUAUGGUGGUCUGGAUGGCGAAGUUCAUGAAGAAGGGUCAAACUUCAGUAUUGGCCAAAAACAGCUGUUUUGCUUUGCCCGAGCUCUGCUGCAGCCCUCGAAGGUUCUCAUCCUGGACGAGGCAACCUCGUCCUUAGACGUCAAGUUGGACAACCUUAUACAGGAGACUGUACUCAAUGAGUGGGCCAACUCAACUGUACUGGCCAUAGCUCAUCGCGUGACCGGUUUGCUGAACUUCGACAAGAUCGUCGUUCUCGAAGCUGGUCACAUUGUCGAGUCUGGCUCACCGGCGGAGCUGAAGCAGAAGAGAGGAAGCAUAUUUAUGUCUCUCCUGAAGGAAGCUGAGCAGUAGCAGCGUAGAGAAAUGAUGUGCCAUCUCCAAAGCUCGGACAGGAGCAUCUCUGAACAGGGCCACAUACACACUACACUGUUGAGCAAACACGCACAGAUUCAAUUUUAUCUAAAACAGCACGCCACGCGAGGCACUUUAACUCUACCAUCUGCUGUACGUUCCAACUGCACCCUCAUUGUUUUGGGAAAAUACCUAGUAGAGAUACUUCCAAAAGCUUAUGACCGAAUGGCUUACUGCGGCUGGCAGUGCUUGCUCUAAUGUUAUAUUCAAGCACUGUAUCUGUAAGGCACUGUCUGAACUACCUCAUGAAAAUUGCUCCGACAUAUUUCAGCCUUUUGUCAGCAUGUCUUUUUAGCUGUUCCUUAAUGAUAAUCAAUAGAUAAUGAAUCCAAAGAAGGUACAGGAGAUGUUAUUUGUACUCUUUUAGCUGUGUUUUAGAAAUUAUGAUAUAGUAAGUGUGAAGAAAUUAAAGCGGCUGAAAAGACAACAUGCCGCCAGUUGAGACCGAGCCCGCAACCUUCAAAUGACGCUUCCGGUGCUCAACCGAUCGAGCUACGGCAGCAGUUGCUUUUCCGUCUUGCCUGUCUGGUAUUUUCAUGCAUGCAAACCUCGGUCUGGUAUAGUUGGUGCUGCUUGUGGUUGUGACAGCAAGUGUGGAACAUUCUUAUUUGCCAGUGGACAUCACGUAAUCCAUUUAGAAGCUGGUACCUGACCAAUAAGCCCACGCAUACUAGAAGGAAUCAAGUCUGCCGUAACGAGACCCCCGGAACGAGUGGGGUUUUAAGAGCUCACUUUUCUUUACAAUACACAACGUUAGUAACAACAAGUAACACAACCACAAUCGCCAGCUAAGGUGCACUUGGCUGUAGUUGUUCUGCAAAAGUUAUGUCUUAUUGUCCGUGUUUUAGCCACGAUAGUAGCGAGGUUGUAAUCCCAGCUAAAAUUUCUUGAUUAGUGUUGUUGUUCGGAGCGGACAAUUUUUUAUGUGCAUUUCUGCAAAUACUGACUGCAGGAUUUUAAUUUUGACCAAAUUGUGUUUUGUAUUGUCACAUACACUCAAACCUCGAUAUAACGAAUCUGGAUAUAACGAAAAUCGUUUAUUACAAAGUAAAUGAAAGAUAGUCUCGCUAUAGAUUUAGUGUUAGGAAUAAACCUUUAUAACGAGUUUUCAGAUAUAACAAACUUGUUUUCUUGUAAGAUUCAAGUUUGUUAUAAUGAUGUCCGAGUGUACAGUUGAGCCCCCUUCAGAAGAGACAUGCUCCGGGCAGCAAUUCUUGUCUCUUAUUAGCAGGGUACCUCGUAUGCAUAUUAUUAUCAACCCAUAUUUUACCGUUAGCACACUGGUCUCUCUUAUACCCAUUGUCUGUAAUAGCAGUGUCUCUUAUAAAUGGGUUCGACGUAUAUGUCUGAUUAAGCCUUAUGCUCGUUAUAAACAUCUUUCUUGGUAACACCGGUAGCCAUCGUGCAAAUGCUACAUCUGUUGUAGUUUCCCUGUUGAAGCACUGAGUUAUAUGUGCCAAGCACGCUGUGUAACAGCCCUAUUCCAUACCAGUGCGGGUUCUUUUAACAAGUGUUUAUUAAGCAUAUUUGGUUCCGACUGCCUAAGUGCCAUUUGCUUAUGUAAGUAUGUAAUGUGCCAUUAACUUACGUACAGCACUUGUUACACUCUCUUCUUGCAUCAGCCGAAGGGUUCACCAUUUUUCUCUGUCAUUGCCCCUUGCCAUCGUCCCUAUUACUGAGCAGCUUUUAGGAUUAUUUAUUGUUUUUUAUGUUGUGUCUUUACUUUUUUACUGUUCUGUGCUGAAGUUCAAAAAAAUGGUCAUUGCAUAGAAGGAGAUAUUUAUUUUACGGACGGAAUACUCUAUUUUUGCCAAUGUCACUUCAACACAUGUUCUUGAAGAAGUUAUUUAAUAAAGAUAUUUAUCAAGUAUGCC